Molecule: messenger RNA, 2171 nt
Organism: Chenopodium quinoa (quinoa)
Lineage: Eukaryota; Viridiplantae; Streptophyta; Magnoliopsida; Caryophyllales; Amaranthaceae
Product: protein indeterminate-domain 12-like
Exons: 3
Coding region: 287-1828 (513 amino acids)
Cellular component (GO): nucleus
Molecular function (GO): DNA-binding transcription factor activity
Source: RefSeq, a predicted model, not a curated record
ACCUGUGGCCCUGUUUUUAUUAAAAAAAAAUCCCUCCUUUGCUUUGCUACUAUCUUUCUCUCUCUACAGUUGGGGUUGUUCUUUCUACUUCUCUCUUUAAAACAAUCCCUUCUUCCAAAGGGUACAUACCCAAAAAAGAUGGGAUUUUUACAAAUUUUUUUAGUAUAGUGGGUGGUGUUUAACUUAUUUAAGAUUUGAUAAUCAAACAAACAAAACUUUGCAAAAUUAAAAAAAUUUCAUAUUUUGUUUUGUUUUAUUUUGCUUGGAGGUUUGUAGAAGAAAGACAAUGUUCCAAGGAGCUAUGUCCAAUUCAACUUUGUCUGAAGAAGCUAAUAGUCUUUCUAGCUUUAACCCUUUGUUACUACAAAACACUACUAAUAUCAUCACUUCCCACCAACAACAACAACAACCUCCUCCUCCCAAAAAGGUCAAGAAAAAGAGAAGUCUUCCCGGAAAUCCAGACCCAGAUGCUGAGGUGAUUGCACUGUCACCAAAAACAUUACUAGCAACAAAUAGGUUUAUUUGUGAGAUCUGUAACAAAGGGUUUCAAAGAGAUCAGAAUCUUCAGCUUCAUAGAAGAGGGCAUAAUUUACCAUGGAAGCUUAAACAAAGGAGUAAAACAGAAGUUAUAAGAAAGAAAGCUUAUGUUUGUCCAGAACCUAGUUGUGUUCAUCAUCACCCUUCAAGGGCACUUGGAGAUCUUACUGGAAUUAAGAAACAUUUUUGCAGAAAACAUGGUGAAAAGAAAUAUAAGUGUGAAAAAUGCUCCAAAAUUUAUGCUGUUCAAUCUGAUUGGAAAGCUCACUCUAAAACUUGUGGCACUAGAGAGUAUAGAUGUGAUUGUGGCACCCUUUUCUCCAGGAAAGAUAGCUUCAUCACCCAUAGAGCAUUUUGUGAUGCACUAGCUGAAGAAAGUGCAAGACUUUCAACCAACCCUUUUGCUAACCCCAUCCUCCCACCACCACAACCACCGCCUUUCUCCACCCAAAACCCUAAUUCGUCUCUCUUCCCUUUCAUCACCUCGUCGUCUAUGUCCCACUCCUCAUCCCCAUGGGACCCGAACCCUCAAAACCCUAACCCUAACCCUCUCAUCCACAUCAAAACCGAAAACCCCCACUUCUCAACACCACCACCUUUCUUCCAACCACCCUCAAUCUUCACCAACCAAUCCAAGAGUCUACUAACCUCCCUUCCCUUCACAUCCUCGGACACAUCCGCCAUGUCAUCGGCUCACUUCCUCUCCGCCACGGCCCUCCUCCAGAAGGCCACCACGGUAGGGGCAGUAGGAAACAACACCAUGUCAGCAAUGAUGAACGGUUUUGAUGAGCUAGGAGCAAUGUCCCGCCACAUGGGACCCCCAACCACCGAUGAGAUGUCAUCCGUAUUGCCACCACAUUCAUCCUCGUCGACAAACACGAAUUCGACUAAUGCAGCAACCACAACCCCUACUGAUCACCCAAACAAUGCUGAUCACUUCACAGCCAUGCUUAACACGUGGCGGAAGAACAACGAUGGUAUGACGAGGGACUUCCUAGGACUAACCGCGGGGGAUUACAACACCAAUGCUGGUGGAGGAGGAGGAUUCAAUGGCGACGAGGUGGUGGGGAAUAUGCUAAAGUUCACAGGUGGUUUACAGUACGGAAUGACAGCUCCAUAUGAUCGUGACAACUCAUCAUCAUCAGUAUUGUUAAAGCAUGAUCAGCAGCCUCUUGAUAUUCACCAACAACAUCAUCAUCAUCAGCAAGUUGACGGGUUCGGUUUCGUAUCGGGGGCUGAGCCUCCUACAACCGCUGCUGCUGCCGCUGCGCCGGGAUCAAGGUGGGGGUGAAUUUAGCUAGCUAGGCAAUGGCAUCAUGAAAUUUUUUUGUCACUCGUUAUGAAAUUACUUCUUUACCCCUCACAACAUGCAAAGUUAGUACGGGUAAGUGUUAUUUUAAUUUUUGAAUUUAAGUUACUUUUAGAGGUUCCUUUUCAAGGGAGUAAUUAGAGGUGAGGAGCUGAGGAUCAUGCAAUUGUACGUUGUAGUAAUUUUAUUUAAGUUAAAUAGCAUGCUAUAUCAUCAAAAUGUUGUAAUAUUUUUGAACAAGUGUUAUUAUAUAGCUAGUUUCACAAGAACCGUCGAGAUCUUGUGUAUCUUGUAAUUAAACAUCUCCAAUCACUUAGGACCAAUA